UAACAUGAGAUGGUGUAAUAGGAAUCUCGCUUUUUUACCUGAGAAGUUUCAAGAAAUAAAAAUAUCAACGAUUUCGUUUUGUUUACAACUCAGUGCUGAAAUAUCAGAGAGUCCUAGUGUACAAUGUCGUUGGUAGCAUAUGAUUACAGCGACGAAGACUCUGAUCAAGAGGAAUCGGUAUCAGAUGAACAAAUGAAUAAACCCAGCAUCAUGCAGAAGAUGACUUCCGACGAACUGGUAAUAGCGGUCAGUCAUAAUCCAUCUGGCACGGAAGAGGAGUCAACACUUCAUAUUGCUCUUCCGGUUCCAAAAAAGAUCACUGAAGUGAAUCUUGAAGAGGAAGACGACGAAUUUUUGCGGAAAAAAGCUAUUCCCGAAAUAAAACCACCGCUCCCUACUAUCAGGCCGAAGGUAAAAAAUGGAAAGGUUCAAAUCACUAUACCUUCUAUGAAGGACUUCAAGGAUGAGAAUAAAAAGCCAUCAAAACCCGUAAUCGGUGCCGAAUUAUCCAAGAAGCAAACGGGGUUACUCAGUAUACUCCCAAAGCCGAAAUCAGGAUCGAUGGUCACACCUAUUCCAAACCCAUCGACAGCACCUGCCAAGCCUAUUUGUAGUCGACUCAUUCCGGAUGCUGUAGCGAAGCGGCCAAAGAAUAAUCCGGAAACGAAAUUUCCUAAAAAACCUGUAAAGAAAAAUGAAUCUGUAAAAUCUAUCGAGAACGAUAGCGAUGCAAGUGAUGACGAGGAAAAAUUGGACUUCUUUUCGCUGUGUACAGAUGACAAAUUACCAGAAAUCAGUGCUAACGAAAUUAAUGCAAUGGUAGCGAAAAGAGCAGCCCGAAUGGCAGAAGCCGCGAAAAAAUUCAUUCAUUCAGAUGAACCAGAAGAACAACCAGGCACAAGCCACAUUCAAUUGGCAGAAGACUCCAUGUCACAUCAAAUUAAUGAUGGUCUUACAAACGAACGCGCUCUGUCUUCGCUGAUAGGAGGAAACAAGGCAAAAAGAGCACGCGUGGAUGCAGUGAAGAUUAUCGACAUAAGUUCAUCGGACAUCGUGCCAACGAAGGAAGAUUUCCUUCGCCGGAAGUUGCAGGAUGAAACAGGUUAUGUACCAACAGGGCACCUCGUAGGAGAUUGGAGCUGUACGAGCAAACGAAAAUCGCAUAUCACGCAUCUGGCAUCAAAGGCACAAGCGAACUCGCAAGAAUUGGAAGCCAUGUGGGCGUCAAAUAGGCAAAGCAGAAGACAGACGCAGAGUAAAUAUGGGUUUUAGAUAUGUGGUAAUAAAGAAAUCAAUAGUUUCCCAAUUGUGUUUGUUAACUAACUGGAGAGGGCAUACUUAUACUACACAUAAUUUCAGCUUCAGAUUA
Molecule: messenger RNA, 1369 nt
Organism: Toxorhynchites rutilus septentrionalis
Lineage: Eukaryota; Metazoa; Arthropoda; Insecta; Diptera; Culicidae
Exons: 1
Coding region: 124-1272 (382 amino acids)
Cellular component (GO): nucleus
Source: RefSeq, a predicted model, not a curated record